AUGCCAACCCUUUUGAUUAUCGGGGCCGGCUCCAGAGUCGGCCAGGCAACAGCAGAAGCUUUCGCUAAUGUGGGAUAUAAAGUCGCUGUUGCCUCGCGAACAGCAAGACUUGAUCCCAAAUUCAAGCAUUUUGUUUUUGACGCAACGAAGCCGGAGACCGUGCCGGGUCUAUUCAAAGAGGUUCGAAAAAUUGUUGGCAUACCCAGUGUGGUGAUUUACAAUGCUUAUGCAGCUCAUAUCACAAAACCGGAAGAUCCGUUCGAAACACCAAUAGAUCAGUUCCACAGUAGCAUGAACGUCAACACUACUAGUCCUUGGGUCGCCGCUGGCGAAUCUGUGAAAGGUUUCGAGGACCUGGGUACCGAGGGCCUAGGAGCCGAAGGCGGGACGUUUAUCUAUACUGGAAACAUACUCAAUAUCACUGUGUCUCCUGGUUUCUCGACUUUUGGAAUGGGCAAAAUUGCAACUUCGCAUUUGAUUCAGCACCUCGCUCUGGUGUCUUACCUUGACAAGCCAUACAAGUUCUACUGGGGUGAUCAGCGACUCUCAGAUGGCCAACCUUUAGCAACGGGUCUAAGUGGUCCUGCUCACGCGGAGCUGUAUUUGGAAUUGGCGAAGGAUCCAAAGCAAAGAGCUUGGAUGCAGACUUUCGUCAAGGGACAAGGAUAUGUUGUGUUUCCACGCCAAGAGAGCUGGUACCCGAGUUCUUGA
Molecule: messenger RNA, 711 nt
Organism: Talaromyces proteolyticus
Lineage: Eukaryota; Fungi; Ascomycota; Eurotiomycetes; Eurotiales; Trichocomaceae
Product: putative short-chain dehydrogenases/reductase
Exons: 3
Coding region: 1-711 (236 amino acids)
Source: RefSeq, a predicted model, not a curated record